Molecule: messenger RNA, 987 nt
Organism: Lichtheimia ornata
Lineage: Eukaryota; Fungi; Mucoromycota; Mucoromycetes; Mucorales; Lichtheimiaceae
Exons: 4
Coding region: 1-987 (328 amino acids)
Cellular component (GO): mitochondrion
Molecular function (GO): oxidoreductase activity; zinc ion binding
Source: RefSeq, a predicted model, not a curated record
AUGAAAGGCUACGUUGUCAACCAAUGGCUCAAGGGCCCCAAUGAGCUUGUGCUUUCGUCCAAUGUACCCGUUCCCGAGCCCAAACAAGGCGAGCUCCAGAUUCAAGUCAAGGCGAUUGGUUUGAACUUUUUUGACACUCUCAUGAUCCAAGGUCGAUACCAAAUCAAGCCUCCAUUCCCCUUUAUUCCCGGUGGUGAGUUCAGUGGUGUUGUGCUCAAGUCUACUGUGCCAGAGUACAAGGCUGGUGAUCGUGUCUUUGGUUCUGGUUACUCGUUUGCCGAGGUGAUCACCACUGCUGCCGAGAGAGUGUUGCCUGUUCCCAAGAACUUCACCUUUGAACAAGCUGCUGGUUUGUAUAUUACGUGGCCCACAUCCUAUGCAGCAUUGGUAUUGCGUGCUCAACUCAAGGCUGGUGAAUAUUGCUUGGUGCAUGCAGCAGCGGGUGGUGUCGGCAUUGCUGCUGUUCAAAUCGCCAAGGCUCUCGGUGCAAAGGUCAUCGCCACUGCUGGUUCUCAAGAUAAGCUGGAUGUCGCCAAGCGUUAUGGUGCAGACUUUGCUAUCAACUACCGUGAUAAGGAUUGGACCGCUCAAGUCAAAAAGAUCACUAAUGGCCAUGGUGCCGAUGUUGUCUAUGAUCCUGUUGGAUUGAUUGAAGAAAGCACCAAAUGCACAGCAUGGAAUGGCCGGAUAUUGGUGGUUGGGUUUGCCAAGGGCACCUUUGAAAAGCUCCCAACGAAUCGCGUCUUGUUGAAGAACAUCUCAAUUGUUGGUAUUCAUUGGGGUGCUUAUACCAAGAAUGAAGUUGAAGCCAUCCCCAAGGUGUGGAAGGGUUUGUUUGAUCUUUUCGAAUCCGGCAAAGUGAUUCCAGCCAUUUAUGACAAGGUGUACAACCUCGCCACUCUUCCUCAAGGCUUGAAUGCUAUCAACAACCGAGAGACUUAUGCCAAGGUCGUCGCCACGGUCGAGAGCCGAGAUAGCAAAAUCUAG